AUGGCUGCGGCGGAUCCGCCGGCGGGUCUCUUGGACAUCGUCAGCACUCUCUCCCCGGAUGAAAUCCCCUUCAAGCUACGAUGCGCCAUCUGCAGCAAGCUGGCGGUGAACGCAUUCCGCCUUCCCUGCUGCGACCAGUCAAUCUGCGAGACCUGCCAAACAUCCCUCACCGAUACCUGUCCCGUCUGCGCGCACACUCCUGUGUCUCCUGAUCUUUGCAAACCCAACAAAGCUCUACGCACGACCCUUAAGGCAUUCCUCCGGACAGAAGAGAAAAAGCGCGAGAAGGAACGCCUUUCUGCAGCACCUCUCACUCCCACAGCGCCCACUCUCGCGAAGAGUGAGCAAAACGAUGCCGAAAAUACCGUCGAAGAAACGCCCGCUGAGGCCACGCCAGCUGGGGUUGCUGAGGUUCCAUCAAUAGAGACCAAGACUGACGAGUCUGCACCGGAAGUCCUAGCCAUUGACACAACGGAAGAGAAUCAUGCAGACCGGGAUACUGUUCAAUUGGAGGAAACCACGUCAGGACUCACCGCAAAGUCGGAACGCAACGAUGAUGUCCCGGAGGCUGCCAGCAACGAUGCCGGCGCGAAGUCGCUCAAUGGAGACCCGGCUGUCGAGACUGAAGAUCCUGCCUCAGCUCAAGACCCCGUCCAGCAAACGGGAACCAACAUGAUGAACAUGGGACCCGGGGGGCUUCCCCAUGGGCUGGAAUGGAAACCCAAUGAACCCUUUUAUGGGAAAUGGCAUGUUCAAUUUUCCGAACCCGAUGGGCAUGCCCAUGACGAUGGACCCAAUGGCCGCAAAUCAGGGGAUGGCAUGUAUGGAUCGUUAGGAUGGGACGGCUUCCAACAAAAUAUGUGGCAAGGCGGCCAAGAUAAAUUCAAUCCAAAUGCUUUUGCAAAUGGCACAGGCCCUCCAUAUGGAGGUGCAUUUGGCGGGUCUAAUAUGUCUUACCAUUCCAACCCCGACUUUCACUCUGGUCCUACCUAUGGCUCUGCUUAUGGCCGUGGUGGUUUCCGCGGUCGUGGACGAGGAUACUUUGGACCUGGCAGAGGUGGUUUCACAGGUCCAAUUAACCAGUCGUUCCCUAACCAAGCCAUUUCUAACGAAGGAAGUGAUGAAUUGCCUGCUGGCACUGACGACUCCGAGCAAGUGAACGGAAAUGGUGCAGAACACGUAUCGGAAAAUAACCCAGAUGGCAACACAGGUAUGAAUGCAGAGCAAAACUCAGGUGAUGCCAACGGACAGCAACUCCAGGGGAUUCCGACCAUUGACAGUCUUGAUCAAUCGAUGUCUACCGGUAUGAAUGGCUACCAAGGUCCUACAGGCUCGGGCUAUGGACGCGGCGGAUACAUGCGAGGCACUGGGCGUGGGUACUGGGGUGGAUCGGCUGGCUCGUACCAGCCCCAGAUAGAACAGCCUCGCGGCCUCGGCGUUGAAGGUGCACCGGCUGCACCCCGCGCGAUGCGCCAGGGUUUGCCGAUACCAGCGUCUUACGGCAGCGCGGAUUUCAUCAAGCACGAGGCUCCGGGGGGAGUGGUAUACCAGGAUGUCAAAGCGGUGUAUCUGGAACUCCAAAGGACUCGGCGGAGCCUCGGUCUCCGUCAAAAGCGCCAUCUCAACCUCUGCGAAGAGGAUCCCGAUCUCGCUCCCCUUCACAGCAUCAGACAUCCCGUCCUCGUUCCCCUGAUGCUAACGGCAAUCACGACCGUGCAAAACGUCUUGAUGACCGCCGCUCUCGCUCCCAAUCUCGUGUCUCUUCGCGUCGACCCUCGCGAUCUCGGCAUCGUGAAGGUAAUCGGGACCGACGGAAUGACGACCGUUCACACAGAUUCCGCCGCCACGGCCGUAGCCGCAGCCAUAGCAGGAAUGGCGAAGGCAACCCAGACCGACCGCCACGAAGACGAUCGUGACAAGCCUCGAGAUACUCGGCGCCGAGACCGAGACCGAGACCGGGACCGGGACCGGGACCGCGAACGAGAUCGUGAUCGUGAUCGUGAUCAUCGUGACAAGGAUCGCUCGCGAGAUCGCGACCAUGGCCGAGACAAAGACCGGCGCGAACGAGUAAAGGACCGAGAACGAGACCGCAAACGCUCCCGCCGUGAUCGAUCCAAGUCUCCUACCGAUCAUUCCCGUCCACAAGCCCGCCGCAUCAAGCGCUCACCAGACGAAUACCCAGACCUCCCAAAAUCCAAAGCCCCGGAAGCAGAAAAGGACCCCUAUACAUUGGAACGCGAAGCCCGCAACCGCGAACGUAUGCUGCGCGAGCAACAAAACAGAGGCACCAAGCCCAGCAAAUCGAGUCGUCGUGAUACUCGACCGGAGCGCAUGGCAGGCGGCCGUCCUAUCAACUUCAAAUAUGAGGAUGAGCUUUGA
Molecule: messenger RNA, 2379 nt
Organism: Penicillium maclennaniae
Lineage: Eukaryota; Fungi; Ascomycota; Eurotiomycetes; Eurotiales; Aspergillaceae
Product: RING finger protein
Exons: 9
Coding region: 1-2379 (792 amino acids)
Source: RefSeq, a predicted model, not a curated record